UGAUCUCAAAAACACAGACAUAACAGCAGGAGUGAUCUAACCUUCUACACCCUAAUAUUGCCGUGUUCACAACAGAGCGAGCAAAUAAAAGAACAGACAAUCACUGUUAGCUGAUUUUAAAGUGGAUUUCUGUGAGCAGGACCACUGAAAGCCAGCCAUGGAAGAACUUACGGCGUUCGUCUCGAAAUCUUUCGAUCAAAAACCCAAGGAGAGCACCAAGGAGACUAUCACGUACAGGGAAGUUUUGGAGAGUGGCUUGGCGAGAGCCAGGGAGCUGGGAAACUCGGAGACAAACCUCCAGGACAUUACUGAAACAAGCAACCACUGUCCGGUGCAUCUAUUCAAGGACCACGUAGAUCUUGAAAAGGAAAAACUGAAGGAGUUUAAUGUUACAAGGGCUUCUGAAGGGAUCUAUGAAUGCAAAGACAAGAAAGAGGACGUCAAAUCUGAGGAUGAGGAUGCACAGAGCAAAUUGAAGCAGAGACGAAGCCGGACGAAUUUUACGUUGGAGCAACUGAACGAGCUUGAGAGGCUGUUUGAUGAGACACACUACCCGGACGCAUUCAUGAGAGAGGAACUGAGCCAGAGGCUUGGACUGUCGGAGGCCCGCGUACAGGUGUGGUUUCAAAACAGGCGAGCGAAGUGUCGAAAACAAGAGAAUCAGAUGCACAAAGGCGUUAUUUUGGGAACGGCAAGUCACCUCGAAGCCUGCAGAGUCGCGCCAUAUGUCAACAUGGGGGCCCUAAGGAUGCCAUUCCAGCAGGUCCAAGCUCAGCUCCAGCUGGAGGGCAUCGCCCACUCCCACCCUCACCUCCACCCGCACCUGGCCGCCCACGCCCCUUACCUGAUGUUCCCGCCUCCGCCGUUCGGACUACCAAUUGCGUCGCUGCCGGACUCAGCCUCGGCUGCCGCGGCGGUGGCUGCUGCCAAGAGCAACAGCAAGAACUCCAGCAUCGCCGACCUCCGACUCAAGGCAGGACUUCUUGGAGGCCAGUGGCUCAACCCUUUCCAGUCUCACAUCACAACCCCAGGACCGUACAAACAUCUCUGGAUGUCUGUCUGAACAAACCUGCAUUUAAGAGAUGAGAAGACUUUUUUUUUUACCAAAAAGCAAAGCGAAAAAGAAACAAAAACAAACUUUGGGGGCAAAGAAAAACAAAAUGAAAAAAGAAUGAAACAAGCGGGCAACAAAGCUUGAGCUUUUGAGCCAACAGUGUAUGUAAUGGCAAGACUCUGGAGUGUUUGGAUGCCCUCGAUUACGUUACGAAACACACACACACACACACACACACACACACACACACACACACACACACACACACACACACACACACACACAUACACACAAAAAAGGCCUCCAUGUUCACCUCCGGCCACUGUGUUCUUUGUCACUGCUCACGGUUCAGUGCAUGUGCUAACAUGAGGAAAAGCACCAUCUGGGGCUGGUCUCCACUCUUACUGAGAUUUGCCCUCGUUAUUGUUUUGAUUACUGCCAUGACAAUUUCCCACUAUAUUUCUCAUCUAGUGCAAACUUUUUAGACACCCAUUUUCUUUUUUUUCUUUCUUUUUUGUUGUUGUUGCUGUGGACAGAGCUAGGAAGCAGCAAUAACACCAUGUGUAAAAAAAAAGAAAAACCCACAAAAUGAAAAAAAAAGAUAUUAGUUUUGGGGUAACUUAUUGUUAUUGUUAUUGUUAUUAUUAUUAUAAUUAUUAUAAUUCUGAUUAUAUUUUCUGGUUUGUUUGGGAACGUUAUAUUGCUGUAUUUUCUUCUGGGCAUGUCUGGAAGAGCUUUGCUUUUGAGUCUCCCUCUUGGCUUUCCUUUGGCUUUCGUUCGUUAAACUGUGCUGUGUCCUGGGAAUAGAAGUGAUGAUAGCCUUUGCACUUCAGGUCUUGUUUAAGGAGUUUACAAUCCGCACUGCAAGAAGAUACUACUUCUUAAAAGGGGGAGGGGGAAGGAAUAUGAAAACUUUUUUGUUGGGGGGUGGGGGGGUGUAAAGGGAUUACCGGUGAGGGUGUGUUUUUGUUGGGGGGGUGGGGUGGGGGGGUUUUCAUGUCAUCACAAAGGCAUUCAAAUGACACGUUUUAAAAGGAGAAAGGGUAACUGCAAUUUUGUAAUUUAGAAUAUCAAGGAGGCAUCAGUUAAACUGAAAUGCAAUUAUGUGCAGUUAAAGUGCAAUACUGUAAAUAUGAAAAAGUUAAAAUAGCGGUUAAAAUUGUUAAUGAUUAAUAAAAAAAUGAAAAGGACAGCGAUUUUCAGUCAUUUUUGGCACUGAUAUCGGUAUGUUAAACUUCUUUGCCAAACAGACACAAUUUCUUUUCUAGGCUGUGUGGUAAAUCAUCUGCAGAAGUUGAUGGUAUUCCAACAUAGUUUUUGUACAUUUUGAAGGAAACCAUGGCAACUCACUGAGUUUGACGAGGCAAUUCUGUUCUGAUCAGUGGCAGAGCUGCUAGGAUCAGGUAUCAUUGACAUCUCUGGUUUUAACAAGGGUAAAUGAAGUCCACCAAAGUUAACAUCCAACGCAGAAUUAUUUCAUAUGAUUUGGCUUUUAUCUUCUGCCAUUCUUUGCAGAGUAUCAUCGCUCUAUCAGGAUUGAAAACAUUUGAUCUGAAAGACAUGAAGUACAUUCUAGAGAAAAGUGUCUCUCUGCCACAGAAACAAGCAUGCUAGUCAUUAUUUUGUGAUCCAUUUGAAAAUAAGUGAAGACAAAUGGCAUUGUUUGCAACACUACUCUCAGUAUGCUACAAAUAACCAUACUAUUUGCAACACUACUCUCAGUAUGCUACAAAUAACCAUACUGUUUGCAAAUGCCUUCAAACCAGUAGAACCAAGAAAGGUCUACCUUCACCGGUAUGACACGUUAUGAUGCAUUUGCUCUCUCCGCCGCCUAUAGAGUUGUUUUAGUAAUGUUUUCAUUUUUUAAAUUAAAUCCAUGGGUGCUUUUAUUUAUUAUGUUGUCCGAAAGUUUAUGAAGGAAAAUAGUUGGACUACAAGUGUACAUUUUUACAUGGCUUUGCAUUUAUUUUUAUAUAUUUUUAAAUGUUAACAUUUUUUUCUUGCCACCAUUUUGAAUAGUGUGAUUGCGGAUGAUUUUUUUCAUUUUUUUUUCCGCCUAAAAUGUAGCGUGUCUGGGUUUACAAAACAUUUCAGGGAUGGUGGAUCAAACCAUAAGACCAUAAGCAUUUGUGUUGCGAUUUACGUAUACCGCUCCAUGAAAUUUGUUGUGACCCAUCAGUACUAUUAUCUGCAUUUCAUAUGCAAGCAUGCGUAAACAUGAUUCACCAUAGAGAUUGUUUUUUUUCUGCUGAUUCACAAAAUAUGAAUGUACAUCUUGUACAAGUAAACUAUCAAUAAAGUUAUAAAUAUUUGUAAUGGGGUUUUAUGACACUCUUCUGUAACUUCUGGAAAAAUAAACAACAUGAUUCUCUA
Clupea harengus (Atlantic herring) is the source of this 3427-nucleotide messenger RNA. It is a transcript of the gene shox, whose product is annotated as shox homeobox. The record is from RefSeq and is a predicted model, not a curated record. NCBI's taxonomy places the organism in Eukaryota, Metazoa, Chordata, Actinopteri, Clupeiformes, Clupeidae. Gene Ontology annotation, molecular function: sequence-specific double-stranded DNA binding; DNA-binding transcription factor activity, RNA polymerase II-specific. Gene Ontology annotation, biological process: regulation of transcription by RNA polymerase II. Gene Ontology annotation, cellular component: nucleus.